UUCUGCUCGUUUUUCGUAUGCUAUAGUAGUUAACGAUUGCUGCUAUAGGCCGAACAGGGCCGGCCAGACCUGAACGAGUCGACUGGUUCGGCUGAGCGGCCAGGAUUCGCGCGUUCUUAUAGACCUAUCCAGCAACCACAGAAAGCAGCACGAUCGUGCCCUGUUCAUCUUUAUCGCAAUAUACUAGCGAUUAGGGCCUGUAAUCUGGCAAUCGGACUAUCCGCCUAUUGGUCGGUUUUUACCGCAGGCUUCUGUUGCCGUUGCGCUUGGCGGCGGUGGCGGCGGCGGUGGUAGCGCUAGCAACGGCGCCAGCGCAUGCGCGCUGCGUCCACUGGAGUCAAUCGCGCUUGUGUUGUCAUCAUUAUCACCGUCAACAUCCAUUCGGCCUCCGGCGGCCCCAGCACGGUUGACAUCUCGUGAGCAAGCGCAGCACGACUAAUCACUGUAGCACAUCAAAGCUAGAUCCAAAAUACCUGCAACAGCAGCAGUAGUGCUAUUCAUAGUUAAUGGCGAUCGCGAUGAGCUGCUACUAGCACUCUGCUGGUCGGCCGGUAUCAUAGCAUCGCUUCUCUGUUAGCGGGCGCCGUCUUGGUGAACAGUGCGGUGUGUUGCCAUUUUACGUAGCUACACUGUUGUACCUAUAACGUUGGUGUUGGUGAUGACGACUGGAGUAGCAGCGGCGGCGGCGGCGGCGGUGGCGGCGACAGUGGUCAGCAGUAAAGGGCAGCGUCUGGCAGCAGAUCUAAUGCAAGUAUCGCACAUGUACGCCUGUGAAAUGUGCCGCGAUCCAGCAGAGUUCGCGAGAGGGCAGGCUAGGCUUUAGAAGAGGAAGAUUCGUUCGGUGGAGGGAGAUUUUGCGACUUUUAAGAGUAAAGACAUGUUCGAAAUUGGUGCUCACUACAGCUUUUGUUUUGUGAUUGGGCGUCUGGAGUGCGUAGGGCUACGAAGAGUUUUUUCGGUGUUUUUUUUUCGCCAAAAUGGUGCAAAUUGAACUAUUGCAAAUUCGAGGUUUGUGAUUAUCUCUACCUAAAACAAGGCGAAAUAAGCUUAGCCGCAUGUAUUGAUUUUGUUAGGGACGUAACUUGUGGUGCCUCAAUAGCUGAGAAGAGGUCAGCAGUUUGGUUGGAAAAGAAAUUACGCGUGGAGGUAACUGAACAGAUCGUUGCCUUUUAAUUUAGAAGCACGCCUACAGACAUGCGAAGUACGGUCGAUAAGUAAAACUCCACUUUGCUUAUCGUGUUGCCAGUUGAAACAACCAGAUGAACGAAAAAGACGUGUUCUAAACAUUACGUCCGAGGAAAAUGUAAUCCAAAAUCGAAGACAGGCAGUGAGACACGCCGCCGCCGCCGCCGCCGCCGAAUCAACACACAAGCAAACCGACAAGCUAAGUGGAGCAAUUGGAGCUUACGGGUAUUUUCCUAUUGGGACAAAAUGCACUCCACUUAAACAAUGACAUCUCUACUUGAUUAACGAAUGCACCAAACUGGCAAAUGUCGUGGACUAGUCUUCGAAAAAAUUGAACACGCCGUUUUACGGCCGCGUUCAGUAUUUCUGUGAUGUAAUUUCAUGCUCAGUAAACGCAAAUAAAUACAAGAAGUCGAUUUCUGUUAACGUAACAAACGAACGCAUUGAAGUUGUGGUUCACAUCUCGUAGGCAUAUGUAAGUGCGGAAAUAUGGUCGUGCACGAUACCCGUUCCUAGCUGAAACUUCGUUAUGCGCGGACAAUGUUCACUAGAUCGAAUCUAGUAGCUCUCGACUCUGACGUCUGUUAAUUCUGAUUGGAUUAAGUUCCAUCAAUGUGUUUUUACUCCGUGCGAUUCAAAGUGGCCUCGAAGCAUAUAAACCUCCGGGGAACGCUACGGUUUCAAUGCGCUGUCGACCUAUUACUUCGAAGUUAUACACCCUUGACAAAUACUCCAUUUUAGUGACUAUCCCUUGUUGACGGUGAGCCUACCUGCUAAUCAACAAGAGCUAAUAGCUACUGUAAUUAAAAUUCUGAAGAACUAUCACCAUGAAUCGACGUAGAAGAGACGCACAAGUAACAGCUGAGGGUGAAGCCCGAAUGGAUGUCCUGAAGAAGUUCGCCGCGACUCAGAUGCUAGCGGUUCACGCUGCGCGUCGCUCGAAACGGCAGCGAUUAGAGCGUGCCAUGACGACCCGAACGCUUCAGAACGUCGAAAAUCUGAUGAGAUUUCAAAAAGCCGGCAUGGCUAAUAGAAAAGAGGCUUUCGUUGAAUGUAUAGCGAAUAUGGGUACUCAGGCAAUCGAUGUCCUCUCACAAGCUAUCGAACUCGAAGACGUUACUCCGUUUAUUGCCCCUGUUACCAGCACGCCGGCAAGCGGCAUUCGGAUCCUCUCCAACGGCAGUCCAGUGCCUUCAGACAAUAUUAAUCAACAGGCCGCCGUGGACCUGACCAUUUUCUCGAACCGGGUGGACGCAACCACGGGUCUGAGUGGCCCUCGUCUACAGCAUUCGCCCUCGCAACGGCAGAAUCGACAGAAAACGCACCAACAACAACAACAAUCGGUAAUUACGCCGACACCACAGAGAACGAUUACGCCAAAUUCAAACGGCGCCGUUCAGCCGGAAGGUUUUAUUACGCCCGCUAGCGGCGUAUCAAGCUUAAGUGUCACCCUCGAAGCGAUCCCGGACGGGCAAUUUUUCGAUUUGUUCCGGUUGAAACGGGACACGUUUCUUUACCUGUACGAGGAACUUUGCCCCUACCUGGAAGGAGAUUCCUACAGCGCUCAGCUCAAUAUAGCGAUCGCAUUGUGGGUCCUGGGCGGCUCGGAGCCCCUUCACACGCCGUUGCUACUGAUACCGGAGGAGCAGCGAACGGAAUGCACUCUGGAUUUUUGUCGUUGCGUCACCAGAUGUUUAAUGCCAAAGGUAAUUUCAAUAAAUGAUCGAAUGGAUACAACAAUGUGGAACUUUCAGUGCAAAUUUGGCCUUCGAAAUUGUGCGGGUGCAUUGAAUUUUACCCAUAUUCCUGUGCAUCUCGGGGAUAAUCUCAAAGACGAUUCGUGCGAAUACGUAAACCAAGCUGGGUUCCGCUCAAUUAUAAUGCAGGCUGUGGUGUCGUCAGAUUACCGAUUCUGUGAUCUCUCCAUUGGCUACCCAGGUCGAACUCCAGUUGAUCGAGUCUUAUACAAUAGCGCUCUAUGGCGUAAAGCUGAGUCCGGUGUAUUGUUUCCAACAUCACCAGGAGAACAUCUAGGCCCCAAUCAGGGCCCCCAUCCUUACCUUAUAGCUGGUACGUGCUAUCCGUUGUCGGAGCGGAUUGUCACCCCGUUUCAGGCGCCAAAGUUUAGUGAUAUCGAGAAGCGUUUUAAUAAUUCGAUCUACAAUGCUCUUAGUGUUACGCAAAGGGCCUUCAAACUGCUACGAUCAAGGUUUCCCUUCCUUUUGGAUUUGUCUGGUGUCGCUGUAGAGGACGCGCCCUCGGUAGCAGCGGCAUGCUGUGUUCUCCAUAACGUCUGCGAGGCCAGGGGCGAGAUAACGCGCUCGUCUUGGGAGGCAAAAGCGACCUCACGACAACACCAUCAUCUAACAAUGGCGCAGGGUCAAGCUGCUCUUGAACACGAACCUGAUCUUGAAGCUGUCCUUUUUCGUGAAAUGGUCAAGAACUCAAUGAUUCACAACUAUGAUCGUAAAUUUUAAGUGAACGAACGGAUUUGGCAAAAAUAGGCUAAUUAAUAGUUAGCUGCAACAUUUGUUGUAACUAAUGUGUACUCGUAUAUAUAUAUACAUAUGU
Varroa destructor (honeybee mite) is the source of this 3756-nucleotide messenger RNA. RefSeq lists its product as uncharacterized. NCBI's taxonomy places the organism in Eukaryota, Metazoa, Arthropoda, Arachnida, Mesostigmata, Varroidae. The record is from RefSeq and is a predicted model, not a curated record.